AUGGGAGUGAGUUCACCAGUGUCAGUGCUUCAGUUUUGCAAAGUUUUUAAAAGUGGAUUGACGUUUCUCUAUGGGCCAACAACAAACCUUGCUUGGGGUCUCAGUCCUCAUGUGAUUAUGUAAAUUUCUUCACAAGUGAGCUGCAGUUCUAACGUGAUUAGUGUUAACAUGUUGAUUUAACUUUUAAGAGGAGACUCAGUUGGGCAAGGUGAAAGGAAAUGGAGGAAAAUGCCAAAGGAAGGAUAGUUUGAGAAUGUGAAAGAAAAAACAGCGGGAACAACAUCUAGAUAGGAGAUUGUGGUGGGCUAGACAACUGGAGAGCACCAAGGAAGAGGGAAAUUGGAGAGGGUGGCAGCCACACCUUGGAAGGUGAAGGUGGAGAGAUGACCACUGCCAUUCAUCAGAAUCCUCCCCCUUCCUUGGGGAGCCAAGAGAGCCGGAUUAAGGAAGAAAGGAGGUGAGGGGAAGCGCGAUAGGAAUAGGAUGGGGACCACUGAUAAAGGGGAGAAGGGAAGUAUGGCCAUCUGGAAUUGUUUCUUCUUCAGCGAGGCACUCAGCAAUGGACAGAAAUGUCCCCGCCUGCGCCACGGUGACUUCUCCAGAGCUAGCCGCUGCACUAGUGGCAAUUGCCAUCAGAUGGGUGGAGGAAGAGGGUCUGAACCUGAAGCAUCUCUCUCUCUCUCUCUCUCUCUCUCUCUCUCUCUCUCUUUCUAUUUCUUUCGCUCUCUCCCUAUCAAGAGCUGUGCGUGUUGGGCACGUAACCAUUCUUGUCAGCCGAAAGAGCCACAUUUCUGCACAGGGCUCAGGCUUGUCGGGUAGUAAUGUCUGUAGAGUACCCUAUACCCAUUCUUUUUGUUGUGUUGUGUCAAGCCAGCGGAGACUGGAGUGAAGACAAUGAACCAGCAGAGAGGAAGAGAAUAGGACCACAUGCUCAAAUGUUAGAAAGGUGAAGAGUCACUGACUGUUGAGGAUUAGAAAGGAAGAGCAUUAUUCUCCGUAAUAGAAGAUCUGAUUAACAACAUACUCUGGAUUAAGUGAGGGAAUCUCAAUUUUAUGAACAUGGUGACAUAAUUCUUAAACCCAUGAUUACUCUCUCUUGCGUUGUUUUCACUUGGGCUAGUUUAGUAAUCAUGUGUUAGAGUUUGGUGUUUGAUGUUACAACACUCUUUGAUCGGUUUAUCAUACAGUUUUAGUCAGAAGGUUUUGCCUUAGUAUCUCUUAGUGUUUCUACGACCUAAGCUGUGGUGACUUCAAGUUUCUUUGCACUAUUCAUAUAUUAUGAUUCAUUUCACUCUAACGAUUCAUAUACUUCAUACUAUUGUUCUACUUUGUGGAAAGAAAAGUGAGGGAGAGGAAUAUUAAGGAGGCAUAAUGGAACGAAUGACACUAGAACAGCGCGGCGCCUGCGAGCGGUUGGCGCUCACCGGGGGAACUUCAACCGCGCGACGGCAUGGCGUCGGUCGGGCGGUGACGCGUGAGCAGUGAUGACUCAACACGUGGGAGCGUGUGAGCUCGCAAUCGUAACGUUGGAGCAGCACCGCGCAGCGAGAUGCGUGGCAGCAGGGACUGCGUUGGCACGAGAGGACCGGCAUCGCCACGGGACAACGCGGGGAGGCCUUGGCACAGGAGGACGCGCGAUGGCCUCGGGAGUGCGUGCGACGGAACUGUGCGCAACGGACGCUUGGAACAGCGCAGGUACGUGGAACUGUGGUGAGUGCUGGAUCGUCUGGUGCGACAGGCAGUGCACGCAGGUGGCAUGCAGCCCAUGGAAGCAGCGCGGAGGAGCGCCGUACACGAGAAAAGGGGUCAUGUAGUGCAGAAUGCACAUAGGUGCGGUGCGCUGGAAAGACGCAUACAGCGUCUGGCAUGGAAACCUCACCGUAGAGCGACGUGGACAGGGUCGGGUUCCGGCGGAAGCAUCGUGCGGUAGAACGUGCCGGAACGCUUCCCAAGCAGUGGGAGCUCGUUGAUCUCUCGUGGACUGGGUGCACAGGAGACGUGCCCACGGUGUUACCGGGCGUACGAAGGGAUUUGUGGUGCCGCGUUGGGAUAUUAUUUUUCUUUCCAAGUGGGAGAUUGCUGUAUUCUGGGGAAAGAAAAAUGGGGGAGGGGAGGUAUCCACAUCGUUAGUCCCAUAUCGGACAGUCCUCCCUCAGCCCUACUCGCUGAGGGUCUGCCCGCACGCGGAAUCGCCGGUCGAUCCUAACAGUGCAAAUAAUGGUAACACGGGACAACGCGGGGAGGCCUUGACAUCCAUCACAGGAGAGCCAGGCGUUCGUCGUUUAGGAGACCUUCUGAAAAUAUGGGUUGGAUAAAGAACUUCAUUUUGCCUGUCAGUUUUCUUAUUAAUUUAAAUGAAACGUUGUUAAACGCUGAAUUUCGCUCAAGUUUUUUGAAAAUUUUACUUUUCAUGCGAGAAAAUUUAUCUGAUUACACCUUUCGCAAUAGAAUUAGGCACUCGAUCAUUGUAGACUUGGGGAGCUUCCUCCCUCCAUCUGCCAAGAGAGCUACCGAGGGCGGAGGACCCCAAGCGAAACCGAGCUUUUGCUUGAGUACUGGGCGCCGUGAAACCAGGCGGUCGCAGGACGCAGAUUCUCGCUGAUCGGCGGCGCUACGCCGUGAGAACCCCGUGGCGGAGUGGAACUCCGAGUCUCACGCAGAAUGACGGAGUCAUCUCUCCACAACAAGGCACAGACUGCUGCUUAUUCUUGGAAAGGAUAGAGAAGAGUAAGGGGGUCACCGGCGCGUUUGCGGCAGAUCGAGGCCGCCGACCGCAGUUGCACCGUUCGACUUGUACGAAGACACUAGAAACAUUUAUGGGAGUAAAGCAACUUCUUGAAACAUGUUCUUUCCGGCGUAUUACCGCUUGCAUUUGUAGCUGGUUUGGCAACCAGGGUUGUAAGGUUUGCCUGACUUUGCCGACUCAGGCGUCGGUCGAUUGGCAUUCUUCACGGCGCGGUUGACUACGUACUUGGGGGACUGCAGGAUCCUCCUGCUCACCUCGGAACCCAUCUCGAACUUGCCUCCGCCAAGGCACUCUGCGAUCGAGCCGUUGCAGCGGCCGCCGGAAAUUCCAGAGAGCAAAACAUCCGCAGACCCAGGGACGCUGCUUGCUUCUGUGGCCGCGAAGACGAUGGCCAAGAAUGUCAGGAGAAAGAUCAACACUGGUGUCCUCAGACCAAAAGCCAUCUCUCCCUCUCUCCUCCCUUUCUCUCAGUAUCGCUCUUUCUCUUGCUCUCUUGCUCGCUCGCUCGCUAUCUUCCUCUCAAGGGCUGUGGGGAGUAGAUAAAUAGGAGGUGGUGGAUGGGAAGGGCACAGUUCGCAUGUGCUGCUUUUGUCGAGUCGGCCGUCGUAUUGGUGGAGUAGUCGAUCAGCCAGCUGGGGCUGGGGGACAUACUUGGCCCACCAGUACCUUCCUUUGAUCGUAACAUUCUGCUCACAGGAAAUAAACUCAAUUCUUCUUAAAUUCUGCAUCGCAGGACAGUCUGAAAACAUCGGUUAAACAAAAAUUCUUGUUUUUCUUGUCAAUUUUUUAUUAUUAAUUCAAAACAAGCGUCAUUAAAUUUUUGAAUUUUGGCCCUUUUCUUUGAAGAAGUUUGUUAUUCAUGCGAGGGAAUUUAUCGGAUUACGCUUUUCGUAAUCUAAUUUUGGUGAUGUCACGUUCUGAGCGGGCGGAAUUUGAUAAUCUAGUUUCAUGGAAAAGUACGCCGCUAACAGGUGACACCUGAUUUAAUAAUCUGGGCUACGAGUCGAAAGAUCCUCGUAGGUUAGAGCAACUUCCUCCACCCAGCUCCGUCCAUCUGUCAAGAGAGUUACAUAGGGGGGGAGGAGGGGGGAGGACCACAGGCAUAACCGAGCUUUUGCUCUGAGUACUGGGCAGCUCUCCAGCCAGCUCAGUAGAGAUCCCGAACUCCAGGUGAUCACCAGAAGAGAUUAUCACUUAUCGGAGACGCUACGUCGUGAGAACCCUGCUGUGGAGUGUAUCAGAUAUAGUUCGUAUGGGCUUGUCCUAUCUUAGUUAAUGGCAUUAUGAGAUCUCGGUUUAUGGGCUUUCCAUGUAUUAGGUAGCUUUAUAUGUUUGUGGGCUUGCCUCAUCUAAUAAUCUUGGCUUAUAGUAACAUUUUAUUUACAGUGAAUGAAUUCAAUCCUCCGUAAAUUUUGCAUCACAGAACGGUCUGAAAGCAGUGAUUAAGCUAAAAACUCUUAUUUUACCAGUCAUUUUUUAUUAUUUGUUUUAAAAUGACCGCAGUCAAAUUUGAAGUUUCGGUUCCUUUUUGGAAGAAGUUUACUACUCAUACGCGAGAUUCAUCUGAUCACGUUGUUCUUUUAAUCUAAUUUUGGCGAUAUCACUCGCGUUCUGAGUGAGUGGAAAAUAAUAAUCUAGUUUUAUGGAGUAUUUGGCCGCUGACAGGUGACACCUGAUCUAAUAAUCUAGGCCUACAAGUUCAAAGAUCCUUGUAGAUUUGGGCUACUCACUCCAUGCAGCUUCCUCAAUCUGCCAACAGGUUUUCGGACGGCGGAGGACCUCAAGCCAAACCGAGCUUUUGCUUGAGUACUGAGAAGAUCUUCAACCAGUGCAGUUGAGAUACCCAACCCCAGGUGGUCGCAGGACGGAGAUUCUCACUCAUCGGCGGCGCUACGCCGUGUGAACCCCGUGGCGGAAUGUAACUCCGAGUAACGCACAGAAUGGUCGACUUGUCUAUCACGUCAAAGCACAAACUUGCUUAUUCACGGAAAGGAUGCAUAAGAGUAAGAGGGUUCUUUAUCUUCACACAGGCGCGUUUGAGCUCCCAGCGGCAGAUCGAGGCCACCGACCGCAGUUUCAGCGUUCGACGGCCAGAAAUAGAAACAUAGCAAUAUUUGAUCGAGGAGUCAAAGAUAUCGAGAUCCUUACCGUGGAGACGCCCUACAAAUGUUUUCCGUGCUAAAGAGGACGUCCGCCCCAUAUUCUGGCACUUCAUUUUCUCUGGAAAUUAAUAUCCAUCCGAGUUAUGAGCUGACAGAGAUAAAUGUUCGAAGUCUUCCCUCCUCUCUCCCUGCAAAUGGCAAAAAUCUGUAUUAUCUCUCUGAGCAAAAAAGGAAACUGAUUACAGGGCCAAUCGUCCGAGGAGCUACAUCGCAAGGACUGGGGGUUGGGACCAAUACCCUCGCGGCCGCUGGGGAGACUCCGGCAAUCCGUCAUACGGGGCGCUGACUGAUUACCAGGUGAUCAUCGUCUCACCUUCACGAACUCUCCUCUGCGUUUACUGUGCAUCACAUCUCAGUUUGUCAACGCAUUAGAUCAGCGCUCGAUCCGGAAACUAGCCUCUCAUGCAAACCCACUCCCUGUCACAGUUGAUGCGGCCAAGGUCGCGCGACAAGAAACUCCAUGAGGAAUGGGCCGUCCCCAUCAAAUCGAUCGAAGACAUCAACAAGGUAAGUCAACCCACGGCCACCUUUGACUCAGGUCGGCGAGUGUCCAAAUUACCGCGUCGACAUCUAAAGUCCCUCCUCCUCCAUCGACGACUCGACAGAGAUUCUCGAGCUUCUUCCUGGGCAUGCUCAGUAGCAGCCCCUGGUUCGAGCUGGACAGCCUUCAGCCAGAGACGAAGAUCAUAAAUGAGCAACUGGAGAGCAUCAACCUGAAGGGGUUCCUCACCAUCAAGAGCCAGCCCGCGGCCAACGGCGAGAAAUCCCAUUCAUCCUCAGUCGGUCAGUACCACCACCACCACCACCACCACCACCACCACCACCACCACCACUGAAGUCAACUCAAGUCGACCUCUCGACGCUCAAUAUGUUUUCCUCCCCGUCUUUUCCUUUCUCAGGGUGGGGCGGCCCGGGGGGGUACGUGUACCAGAAGGCCUACCUGGAGUUCUUCUGUUCCAAGGAGAAGCUGGACGCGCUGGUGGAGAAGUCCAAGGCGGCGCCGUCUUUGACCUACAUCGCCGUGAAUAAGGACGGCCAGAGCGUAUCCAACGUUGGCCCGGCGGAGGUCAACGCCGUCAGUUGGGGCGUCUUCCCCGCCAAGGAGAUCAUCAAGCCCACCGUCGUUGACCCCCCCAGCUUCGCCGUCUGGAAGGACGAGGCGUUCGAGAUCUGGACCCAGGUCUGGGCCUCCUUCCCCGACAGCGACCCCUCUUAG
Molecule: messenger RNA, 6124 nt
Organism: Spirodela intermedia
Lineage: Eukaryota; Viridiplantae; Streptophyta; Magnoliopsida; Alismatales; Araceae
Source: the annotation of a GenBank genome assembly